AUGUUUGGUUUUUAUGUAUAUAUUACAUCAAGUAUGGAUGUUAAUACUUUUAGUCAUCCAAUGGUUUAUCUAACUUUGACAAGUAUUUACAAUUCUCAAUUACUUAUUGACAUUCACAGUUUCUUCCUAAUUUUGGUUAUUUGUAUAGCAAUUGCUGAUUAUUAUUUAAUUAAUCGAAAUAAAAAAAUAAAGUCGAAUUUUUCAAUAACAACCUACAGCCUCAGUCAAAGUUAUCAAACAAAACAAAAUAUUCUCGUUAUGAAGAUUAUCUUUCCUCUCGAUUUUUCUUAUACUGUUGUUUAUGCAUUGUUUAAUAUUUUAUCGACAUUUAUCCGUUCGAAACGCUCAGAAUAUGGUCAGCUUGUUUAUGUACGUACUUAUGACGGCAUUAUUUUGGUAAACAAAAAUUUAUUAUUCGAAAACUUAAAGUUUUUUAAGACAGUGAUAAAUAUUUUUAAUCAAUGA
Messenger RNA from Meloidogyne enterolobii, 465 nucleotides. Lineage: Eukaryota; Metazoa; Nematoda; Chromadorea; Rhabditida; Meloidogynidae. The record is from the annotation of a GenBank genome assembly.